CAUUCUCAUUCGUAAAUCCAGAAAUUAGGGUUUUCUUCCCGCCGAAACCUCACCGGCAAUUGUCUCCGGCGUCUCCCAAUUCAUCUUCCGGGUCUGCUAAAGCACAAGGCUUUAUUAAUAUCUUCUUAUAUAUAGAGUUUUCUGAUAUUUUAGAUAAUGGAUACAUCAAGUCCUGCUGCUUUUGUUAAUGGAGCUUUGUUGAGACGGUACAUUGGUCAGAAAGUGAGAGCAGUGAUUCAAGUUAUUAGGUCAGAUAUUGGAUCAGUGAUUGGUAAAUCGACUGAUGAUCAACAGAUUGUUGUUAAGGGUUCACCAAAUCCGCCUUUAACUACUUACAUUGAGGUAAUUGGAAUUGCUGAGACUGAGAACACCAUUCGAGCUGAAGUUUGGACCAACUUUGGUGAUAGUUUUGAUGCACAAAACUACAAUGAACUAUGUAAGCUCGCAAAUGGUGAGUUUAGACACUUGUUCAUCUAAAUCACAGGGUGAAUGUCGCUAGCACUUGUCUUGUUGAUUCUUUGGGUUGGAGCUAUUGAUAUGCCUCGUUGAUCUUUAGUGUUGAAGCUCUUUUGUUUCAUGUUAGUUUCACGGUUCAACCUUAUGAUCUUUGAAUUAUGUAUGUAUCUGGCUAUGAAUCUUAUGUUUCUUGUUUAGUUGUUUGGUUCUCUUUGCUUUUCUUUUGAUUCCAUCACAUUUGGAUCCUAGAUUGUAAAAUGGUCUAAAACUAUAUAAACAUUAAAACUUUCAAUAAGAAAAAAAAA
Arabidopsis lyrata subsp. lyrata is the source of this 761-nucleotide messenger RNA. RefSeq names its product replication protein A 14 kDa subunit B. Bases 157 to 477 code for a protein of 106 amino acids. Gene Ontology annotation, molecular function: DNA binding. Lineage: Eukaryota; Viridiplantae; Streptophyta; Magnoliopsida; Brassicales; Brassicaceae. The record is from RefSeq and is a predicted model, not a curated record. The transcript has 3 exons. Gene Ontology annotation, cellular component: nucleus. Gene Ontology annotation, biological process: DNA replication; DNA repair; DNA recombination.